Miscanthus lutarioriparius is the source of this 2229-nucleotide messenger RNA. Lineage: Eukaryota; Viridiplantae; Streptophyta; Magnoliopsida; Poales; Poaceae. The record is from the annotation of a GenBank genome assembly.
AUGGAUCGCCGCGUGAGCCUUGCCACCCGGAGCGUGCGCGUGCUGAUCCCCGACCAGCUACCGACGCUGUUCGAGCCGCAGAAGUCGGUGAUGACCCCGCACGUCCGCGCGAGGGUCGUCGGCGACGAAGACGAUGCGGCGCCGCCGGAGCGCCGGCUCACCAUGCUGGCGCUCCAGCUCGCGGUGCUCGAGAAGGCGGCCAGCCGGCUCGGCACGCUGGGCUUCAUCUGGGCCACGGUCGUGCUACUCGGCGGCUUCGCCAUCACGCUGGGCCAGACCGACUUCUGGUGCAUCACCACCCUGCUGCUCGUGGAGGGCGCCCGGAUCCUGGGCCGCAGCCACGAGCUGGAGUGGCAGCACGAGACCACGGGCCGCGCGCCCGUGUCGUGGGCCGUCGGCCGCGUCUUCCACUGGCUGCAGCUGCUGUCCGCGUCCUCCUGCGCCGCGCUCUCGCUCGUCCGCCUCGUCCACCAGCGCUACGGCGGCAGCGAGGAGGCCCGUGUCAACCGCCACUCCGCGCUCGACAUAUUCUACGGCCUCGCGCUCGCCGAGGCGCUGCUGUUCCUCGUCGAGAAGGCGCUGUGGCAGUGGAGGGUCGACCACCACCUUCUGCUCGAGCGCGUCGCCAGCGACUGCCACCUCGCCACCGCCUGCGGCGCCGUCGCCGUUCGCCGCUUCUUCUACGACUCCUACUCCCGGUGCCUCAACGGCAGCAUCUUCGACGGACUGCACAUGGACCUCGUGUCCUACGCCGACGACCUGCUCACGGCGGGCUCGCACGACGAGCAGCGCCUUGGCGCCAGCAUCCUCGCGGCGCUCGUCGAGUCCGACCGCUUCGCCGACGCCACGCUCCGCAAGAUCGGCACGUCCGGGCCCGCCAUCGAGCGCCUUAUCGAGAUGCUCAGCUGGAAGAACGCCUCGGAGAAGGACGUGCGCCGCUCUGCGGCGGUCGUCGUGUUCAUGCUCACUGGAAGGAAGGUCAACGCGCUCCGCGUCACCGGCAUUCCCGGCGCCAUGGAGUCCGUGGCUUCCUUGCUCUACGCCGACCUCGACGAGCUCAACCUCCUGGGGCUGUCCAUCCUCAACAAGCUGGCGCGCGACCACGACCACGACAACUGCGACAAGAUCGGGAAGACUAGGGGCCUUCUCGACAGGAUCAUCUCCUACUCGGGCAUAGUAGCGAACGGGCCGGCGGCGGGGCCGCCGACAGACAUGCGCCUCAAGGCGGUGAAGCAAUCGCUCCGCGUUGUGAAGAGGCUGGCGAGCACGACGGGGACCACCGGAAAGCUGCUUCGGAGGGAGCUCUCUGACAUUGUGUUCACCGUGAGCAACGUCAGGGAGGUGCUGCAGCAGCAGCACGACGAGAAGGACGUGUCCGAGCUGCACCGCCUGGCGAUCGAGAUACUGACGAACCUCGCCAUGGACGAGGAGGCGAGGGAGAUGAUCGGCGGCACGGGGGGUGUGCUCAGCACGCUGGUGGCGAUGUUCUUGCCGGAAAAGCAGGAGGCAGCGCCCGACCGGCACAAGGACGCGGUCCGGGUGGAGGCCGGCGAGGCUCUAGCGAUGCUGGCGCUCGACAGCCGCAGGAACUGCGGCGCGAUCAUCAUGGCGUUCGGCGGAGGUGUGGAGCGGCUGGUCGAGGCGCUGAGUGAUCCCGUCGUCGUCGUCAGCGCCGCAAGGAUCCUGCGCAACCUGUGCACCUACGCUGGGGAUGAGUGGCAGCUUACACCGAGAGGAGUCACCGCCGGCGCCACCAAGGUGCUGCGCAGUAUCAUGGUGGAGAAGACGAAGCUCCUCAACAUCUCCCUCGGCCUCGCGGCGCAGAUGCUCCGGUUCAUGCAGCCUGGGGAGCUCCGGGCGAGCCUCGCCACGGCGGGCGUCACGAACGCUGCGCUGGCGCGGACGCUGGUGCUGGUCCUGCGGGAGUACAGCCGCCCGUCCCUGGAGGUGCCGCACAUCCGGCUGUACACGCUGGAGCUUGCCAUCGCGUUGAUGCGGUCGGACGCGCGCUUCGUGGCGCUCUUCGUGGAGCUCGGGAUGGAGGCCGAGCAGAGGCGCGUCGCGGAGACCACCUCCGGCCUCGAGUGCUUCAACGUGUUCUCGGGCAGCGUCGGGCUCAGCCGCCGCGCCGUCAGCGUCGGCUCGCUCGUCGACUCCGCCACGGAGCUCAUGAGGCAGCAUGCCUGCGGCACAUUACAGUCACAGUCUCACAGAUACGCUGAAAAGUGA